AUGAUUAAUGAAGAGAGGCCUACUAACGAGCGAGUGAUUGUUAUGGUGGAAGGAGCCAAGGCCGCCGCCGACAAGAGCGGCGCUGCGCCCCUUGAAUAUGCUCUGCGCGAAGUGACGCGGCCCAGCGACGAGGUUUUCGUUCUCGCCGUGUUCAAUGCCAAGGCGGAGGCCGAGACCGAGGCAUCGCCUUUGCCGAGCACGGGUUGUUGUUGUAUGGGGGAAGAACGGUUGGAUCAGAAUUCGAAUACAAACACAAGUGACCGAGAUUCAUGUAUCUGGUUUCUAGAGGAAGAGAUUAAUCAGAGAAAGGAGACGUACCAGCAGAUCUUUAGACCUUACUACGAUAGAUGCAAGGGCAGUGGGGUAAAGUUCCGUGUGAAGAUCGCGGCCAGCUUUCAGCCACUGGCCUUGGUAGCCGAAGAGGCAAACAAUGUGGACGCCACUUGGAUUGUCAUGGACAGGUGUUUUGUUGGCGAGCAAAGUUUCCAAAUAUACAGAGCCAGUUGCAGCGUGGCUCUGGUGAGCAGCGACGAGGUGAUUGUCGCCAAUAGGAAUUCGAUAGUCCAAGAACUAAAUCCCAAUCCAAAAUCUCUUGAAAACAAAUAUGAAGCACGUUUUCCUUCUCUUGCUAGUACGAUUAAUGGAGGCGGCGAGUCGUCAAAUACAAGCAACAAUCCGGCGGAGUUGCUGCCGGGAAAGAGCUCUGCUUCCGAUGACGACAAUAUCAUCCUCACUGGAUUUUCCAAGGUCAAUCUGGCGGCGAGAAUGCCAUUGCAACUAAGCUGGGAAGUGCUCGAGGAAGUAACAGGCGGAUUCACAAGAAUGACUUGCAUGGAGGAGAACGAGAGUUGUAAGUUAUACUGUGGAUAUUUAAGCGACCAUCACUCACAAUUUUUAGUGAAAAUAUUGCCUGGACAACUGGAUUACGUCGUGGAAGCAGAAAAGAAAGCAGCUUCGGCUAUGUAUCAUAGAAAUAUAUUGGGCUUGUUUGGUUAUCACAUAAGCGAAGAUGCCACGGUCCUCGUCUACCCCUUUACCAGAAGAUGGACAUUGAACAAGUUUCUCCACUGCUUGAAGGGGAAGCGCUUAAAGUUGACGUUUCCAGAAAAAUUGAAGGUGGCCAUAGGAAUUGCUCGAGGUGUUCGGUACAUGCAUGAAGAAUGCCCUCGAGGCCCCAUUGUUCAUGGCGACUUGCGGCCAUGCAACAUUUUUCUGAACUCUGACUUGGAGCCACUGGCUCGACCAUUGUUACUACAAAGAGCAUACCAUGAAUUGUUGGAUGAAGACACAGAAUAUGUUGACAUGUAUGGAAUAUAUAGAGUGAUGAGUGUUGCAGCUCAAUGCCUGAGGGCUAAGCCAAUUUCCCGACCUUUCAUGACGGAGGUAAUCUGCCUUCUUAAGGGAGAAACUUCAUGUGCGGUGGAACUAUCGCCAUCAUCGGAGGAUAGUUCGAGUACAGACCUUGUCGUUUAG
This is a messenger RNA of Diospyros lotus (date-plum), 1473 nucleotides long. RefSeq lists its product as uncharacterized. Gene Ontology annotation, molecular function: ATP binding; protein kinase activity. NCBI's taxonomy places the organism in Eukaryota, Viridiplantae, Streptophyta, Magnoliopsida, Ericales, Ebenaceae. The coding region runs from base 1 to 1473 and encodes 490 amino acids. The record is from RefSeq and is a predicted model, not a curated record. Gene Ontology annotation, cellular component: plasma membrane. The transcript is spliced from 6 exons. Gene Ontology annotation, biological process: protein phosphorylation.